CUAUGAACCAGUCUAAAUGAUAGCACCCAGGCAUACAGCAAAUGAGAGACAAUUGGUAUUUCUAUUCAUAUAGGACAUAACAGUCGAAAGCGUGCGAUGCGAAGCUCGCAUGCACGGACCAUGAAUUGGUCAGUGAAGUAAAACUUAUAUUUAUUGUUAUCUAUAUUUAAAACUAGUAUCACAGAUAUUAAAGUACGUGAACUUAGAAACUAUGGGCAAAAUGUAUUGCUACGCUCAACACUGAAAAAUCUUUUAGCUGAUUCGCACCCACAUCCCGGAGUUUGCGAGCUGCUUAAUAGAAUUCAGCCGAGAGUCCCUCUAAGUUCCCGUAACACUAAAAGAUUUUUCAAUCUACGAUGAGUGCAAGUAAAACGGAUAGCCAUCCGGCAUUCUAUUCAGCACCAACGGGAGGCUGCGACAACUGCCCGCGCCCCGUUUUGUGCGACGAUGUACAAUGGACCAGCAGCGUUUGUGUCCCAAAGGUUAUUGUAUCCAGUAAAAUUGAAAAUCGAAUUGCCCUUCUUCGGCUGGAACAACUCGAGCAAGAGCGCGCACUGCAGCAGCGCGAAAUGGAAGCGGAGAGACGGGCAUUAGAGAAAGAGCGAGAGUUAUUGCAGAAGAAAUACCUCUUGCUAGUGCAUCAGUUUUCGAUGCGUCGAAAUAUGAAGAAUCAUGAUCGUGAUACCGUUCGAACAACAGGUGAAGAUAAAGAUGAUCAAUUCAUCUCGGAUGUCAAUAUCAUCCACAGUGAGUCUGUCGACGAAGAACCGUCACCCGAUUAUAAUCAUCAAAAACCAGCUACCAUUGAAUCCAUAGCACACGAUUCAGUGCACAAUGGUCCAAACUGGACUGUUUAUUCGAAACAACUACAAGUAGUGCAGCCGAGAUGUUUGGAUUUCGCCGAAACUCGGUCUACAAAGGAUAGGAUUCAGCAGCGAAAUAUCCGCGCGUUUCCUAAUACAAUUCCACCAGGACGAAAUUGUACAUUUGACUGCAGUGUGUUGACCAAGUGCACAAGUGAUACACAAGCAAGUGUACCUCCCAUGUUUGUGGCUCCGAAAGUGCCGGAUCCGGCCCCUCCCCCUGCGCGGACGGCGGUGACGAACGAAGGUGUUUCUGGCAGAGAAGACACCAUGGAGCUGGCAAAAAUUAAGUGCAAAGAAAAGGUCAGUACGCAGUAUCCACAGCAUAAAUUACAGACUUCAGAUCGUUUUCGGACCACUGUGCAACGUAGAAAGUGUGAGCUACCUUAUCGUUACCGUCAUCGUCAUCUGAAGUGUAUUGAAUCGCGUUCCCGAUCGAGAUGCAGUGGCCAAAGUCAGUGUUUUCCACAUGGAUACAGCCGUGGAAGACAAGCAGCGUCCAAGGACUAUGACCUUCAUCUGCAACCUGAUUGGAGCGACGGAAGCUAUAUAGAAUUGGUCCGUGGUCAAUGUAGGUCGUUAUCCGCCGGACUGACGAGGUUAGAUAUGUCUCAUCAAAAUCAACAGAAACGAAGUGCAGAGGAGGAUAGACGUGUAGAGUCGGAUACGUUUUGCGAUUGCAAAGUUGACAGGUUCCACAAUAAGAAACGUUGUUGUGAAAAAAUCAGCGAUAUUGGAGCGAUUAAGCCACAGGUAACCUUUCGAUGCUCGUUGUCGAUCAGUUUGCCAGUGCUCUUCGUUUGGCAAAAUGAUGAAGGAGAACAUUAUGUGGGGGAUCCGAAGGUAACAGUUACAGCCUAUAAUUUAUUAAAAUUUCUUAAAUCUGUGAGGGAAGACUUGCCUAGAUUUUUCGAAGUGUUGGCAGCAUUGGGUCUCAGUAAAACUGGGACCGAUGGCCAGUGUUACGGGGGGGGGGGGAGAAUGUUGCCGCCAACACUGCCCUACCUAGCACUGUUUUAAAUAUAUCUAUGAACCAGUCUAAAUGAUAGCACCCAGGCAUACAGCAAAUGAGAGACAAUUGGUAUUUCUAUUCAUAUAGGACAUAACAGUCGAAAGCGUGCGAUGCGAAGCUCGCAUGCACGGACCAUGAAUUGGUCAGUGAAGUAAAACUUAUAUUUAUUGUUAUCUAUAUUUAAAACUAGUAUCACAGGUAAUCACAGUUACUUUCUGCCUAAAUCUAAUUAAAUUAAACCUAACUUAUUACUAAAUCACAGAUAUUAAAGUACGUGAACUUAGAAACUAUGGGCAAAAUGUAUUGCUACGCUCAACACUGAAAAAUGUAAGUAAAAUGUAAAACAAUGAAAUUAUAAAGGAAAUAAACAUACUCUAUUACAGCUUUUAGCUGAUUCGCACCCACAUCCCGGAGUUUGCGAGCUGCUUAAUAGAAUUCAGCCGAGAGUCCCUCUAAGUUCCCG
This is a messenger RNA of Aedes albopictus (Asian tiger mosquito), 2338 nucleotides long. RefSeq lists its product as uncharacterized. The record is from RefSeq and is a predicted model, not a curated record. Bases 357 to 1883 code for a protein of 508 amino acids. The transcript has 3 exons. NCBI's taxonomy places the organism in Eukaryota, Metazoa, Arthropoda, Insecta, Diptera, Culicidae.